Messenger RNA from Effrenium voratum, 1482 nucleotides. The record is from the annotation of a GenBank genome assembly. NCBI's taxonomy places the organism in Eukaryota, Dinophyceae, Suessiales, Symbiodiniaceae.
CAGAAUCCCUCAGCCCAUGUCGGCAGAUUUGGCUGUUCAGUGCUCCAAGUUGACAGAGUGGCUACUUGGCCGUCGAGCCAUACCUGAAGAUUUUCCAAAACUCCUUGCUGCUGUCCAGGCGCGCGUCCAUGAAGCAGCAAAAGAACAAGUUGUGGACAAGGCUGCUCGAGCGCUGAUCCAGGAAGGUGACAACAUUCAUUACCUGGCCGCCAAAGAAAUCUACGAGGCCAUACUCCGAUCCCCUGAAGGGCAAUCCAAAACCCUUUUGGGUGGGCAUGCCCAUGCUGGAGCAGCAAAAUGGAAAGCAGUUGUAGAUGCGUACAAACGACGGCAUUUGGGCUGGGCCAGUUCUGCGCGGGUUCUCAUCCAGAAUGUCAGCUACGAAGUGCCGGCCCUGAAGAAGCAGGCCGCCGCCUGCGAGCGCCAGGUUCAGGACUGCACGGCGAGGCAGGCGGAGCUGGACCGGCAAGAGGCCAAUGCCAAGAGCAGAUACCGGGAUAUGCUCAACGAGCUGGGGAUUGAAGGCUUUGACGUGCGGAAGGAGCUCUGGCAGCGCUCCAUGCAGGAGCUGGCCUUGUUGUCCCAAGACGUGCUUCAGCUCGUUCGCCAGGCUGGUCAGGACGUGGCGAGCUGUUACCAAGCUUUUGCUGACCAUGGCAGGCGGCCAGACGAUCCAGACGAGGUACUUCCCUUGAUGCGCGCGCUGCAAGCGAAGGAUCCGUCCGUGCAGGAGCUGGAGCUGAAGGUGCCGGAGCUGAGGUCAAUGGCGGAACGUGCCCGUGCCCAGGCUGCAGCUGUGGAGACUGGUGGGGCUGAGACAGAGCCAGCGCCAGCGGAGCCGACAGCCGAGGCGGAGAUUGACUGGGGUAUCACCUGCGAGAGUGGCGAUGGCAUCAACUGGGACUUUGAGGAGGAGAAGGCGCCGCCUGAGCACGUGGAGCCUGAGAGUACUGGGAUCGACUGGGGCGUGUCCUUCGAUGGCUUUGAGGUGGCCGAGGCGGCGCCAGAGGAGGCCACUCCCUUUUUGGCGGAAGGCCCCGCCCGGGAGCUGUUGACCCGCGAGGUGGCGGAGGCCUCGGCCUUCCUGGCGGAGCGCGCCUGCCACGGGGAGGAGUAUGGGCCCAAGGCGUCCUCCCCAACGCAGGAAGCGCUUCAGGCCAUGGGGAAGCUGGAGACCCUGCUCUCAGCCCGCCGCACCCAGCAGCUUGUGCUGCUCGCCUCGUCGGAGAGCUACCGGGAGCGGACAGCCAAGCGCCUGGAGAUUGCGAAGCUGCAGUGUGGCAAGCCUGCCCAGCGCAAAGCCGAGCUGGAGAAGGUGAAGGCCGACCAGGCAGCGGAGGCCAAGCGCACCCGCGCGGAGGUGGACAAGUUCAAAGCGACUACUCUGGCGGUGAAGGAUGACUUGGAGGCCGAGCUGAGCGCUCACUUCAAGUCCACUGUGCGCAUAGUCGGCGAGAUCUCGCAGAUGUAACGCAUUGGCAA